Molecule: messenger RNA, 966 nt
Organism: Adineta steineri
Lineage: Eukaryota; Metazoa; Rotifera; Eurotatoria; Adinetida; Adinetidae
Source: the annotation of a GenBank genome assembly
AAUUAUACAUGUUUACCACGUCAACAAUGUGGUCCAUCAUCGAUACAGGUUGGAGCAGUUGUUGCUGGUAAUGCUAAUGGUGCGCAAGGAAGUUCUUUAACUACACUUUACUAUCCAGCAGGAAUUACAAUUGGAAUUGACAACUCACUUUAUGUAUCCGACUCUUACAAUAGCAGAGUCUUGAGAUUUCCAGCAGGAUCUUUAACGGGUUCACUCGUCGCUGGAACAGGAUCUCCAGGCGCUAGUAACAACCAAUUAUAUGGGCCUUCAGGUUUAUAUAUUGAUACGUCGUUUAAUCUCUAUGUGGCAGAUACUUAUAAUUAUCGAAUAAUGCUUUGGCAAAAUAACUCGUCGUUUGGUGUUCGAGUGGCCGGAACUGGUUUGUCUGGAAAUACGUUAAGCAGUUUCGGUCUUGUAGGUGGAAUAUUUGUUGAUUCACAAAAAAAUAUUUAUGUUUGUGAUCAAGCUAAUAAUCGCAUAAUGAGAUUCUCACCUAAUACCACGUUUGCCACAAUUAUCGGUGGUACCGGUGUUGCUGGUAAUGAUGAUCAACAGCUCAAUUCACCAACUAGUCUAUUCUUUGAUGAGCCCAAUUUCUAUCUUUAUGUUUCUGAUACUAACAAUCAUCGAAUUCAACGAUAUCAUGUUGGUGUUUCGUUAAACGGAACUACCGUUGCUGGAGGAAAUGGUCAAGGACCUGGAAGUAAUCAGUUGAAUAUGCCAUAUUCAUUAUGCGUCUCAACAAUCAAUAGUUAUAUUUAUAUUACAGAUGGUGGAAACCAUCGUGUGCAACGCUGGAGUUUUGGAGCAUCAUAUGGAGUGACCAUUGUCGGCAAUGGUGCAAUAAUAAGAAAUGAUUCAACAUUGAUACAAGGAAAUAUGACUAUUAGACUAAACAAUAAUGAAAAUAAUCUAUUUGUAAGUGAAAUGACGGAAAAUAGAGUUUGGCGUUUCCAACUCAUUUAA